AUGAUACAUAGUUUAAUCCCAAAUUAUGAUUAUGAAAAUGUUGAAGACAAUAAAAUCGAUCGAAAUCAGGGAGAACUUGAGAUGACAAAGUUUUCUGCAACACCGCCGAGACAGAAUCGGCUGACCGACACAGACUCGAUUUCUUCCAAUGCAGAAAAGCAGCCAGUCGUUGCCGGCCAGCCUUUGUUUGCAGAUCUUGGAAAAAAUUACGUCAUUUUGAAUGAGGGUCCUUCGGCAGAUCGAUCACAAUUCAGUAGUGCAACCAUCAUUUCCCCCUCAUAUUUACAUGGUAAAAAAAAGGAAGAAAGCCGACUCUAUCUGCGAAAAUCACCUCAGGUUCCAAAGUUGAAUUUAUCCGGACCAAGUGCUGGUGAACUAAUGGCCACUACAAUUGAAACGCCUGUACUAGAUGUCAAUCUUGUGCCCGGCGUCAAUCAUUUUGACGAACCAGUUAAACUAAAUGUCAUAAAAGGUACAACCACUUAUCAACAAUUGGUUGGCCAUAUCGCCACGAGAGUAGCCAUGCAAACGAACCAGAGACCUCAAAACGUCGUUCCUGGACGUUCACUGAGCCCUGUUAUUGCAGAAGCGGAAAAAGAUGUUGACGCGGACGACCACACUUCGAUAGAUUCUGGAACACUCUUACCCGAAGGCCACCCGGCUGGACGAAUUGCGAGUGGUGAAAACAACGAUAUUUACGUAUGCUGGACGGCUGAUCAAGGUUUGCAACACAAUAGGCCCGCUCAGCACCUAUUUGAGAUUAACUACUCUCCUCCUGCGACAAAGGAAAAUAGGAUCAUUACGUCUAUUGAUUCUUUCCAAUUCACUGCCAACCAAGUCGCUCGAAACCUCCCAAGCAAUGUCCCACCAGAGAAUCUAAAAACAAAUGGAACCAAAACCAAAGGCACUCAUGACUCGAAUUCCGAUAAAGAAGAGAAAAGGGUAGAAUUCGAAGGUGAAGGAAAUCUGUUUGCGGAGGGUGUGGAAAGGGAACUGCUGAGGCGAAAGUCUACUCUUAGCACGGAACUUCCUGCAAUGCUUGAUAGAAGUAAAGCUACCAGCGGAAUUCGCCAUCAAGUUUACGAAUAUGACACGAGAGAUUGCCUCUUAGACGAAAUGUGUCACAGAGGUGCCAGUCUCGAGAGACGAUCUACAUCAAAAGACGAGCUUGGAUCAGUUAAUGACCUGGGUACUUCGUCAGCAGCUACAGCAAGUGCCACAGACACCGCCACCACCACCACCACCACCACCACCGUGAGCCCCAAGAAGCGACACGUGUCUCGUCAUAGCAGUGGACCAGACGCUCCUCGAGAAACAGUCAGACAUCCUCUGGGAGCCAACGCACUGGGUCGCGACCAAGGCACCACAAACGCAAAACGCAUCAUCAUCACAGUUGCCGUGAAGGUGACUGCGCUGGUACCAGUCUUACGCACAGCUCGAGCCGUAACUUCUCUUACAACCACGGCUGAACAGUGUUGUGAAUCCCUUUUUAGUCACUGGCCACUUACAUCACACCAAGCCGGCUACCCAAUACCCUCUCAGCCCUACGCAAACUGUGGGCUAUCUUCACUCUUCUACCACGCACCACCUCCUCCCUUAACAUAUCAACCUGCACCACCACCACCACCACCACCGCCACCUUUGCAACCCGCCUAUAUGCCUCCACCUCCUGUAGUGAUUGACGCUUGGGGACACCAUGGGUGUCACUCACGGAGAUACAGUCACCGUCAUAAGCAUCGAAAAUCCAGUAAACGCCUUCGACAUGACUCAAGGUGUCAUAAGUCAAAAUCGAGUGAUUCAACGGGGGACUCCAAGAAAAGGUCGGCACUUAAUGAUCAGCAAACCGCUGAUAGGCAAAUACAAGACCAAACAACGCAGACGAAUGAAGUUACCAGAACUAGUUUGCUGUCUCCAAAACCCUUUACCGGGCCUCACGAACAGGUCUAUUGCCAACCCCUUAAUCAACAGUCGGUGCCAGCUUUUCCUCCAGUCACCACCUCGGUCGUUUCUGACAUGUCCAAUCUGUUGCCUCCAACUCGUCCUCCUUGUUUCAUUUCACCUUCCAGUCGAGUGAAUUCUUUGCAUCAGCCAGCCUUUGUGCCGAGAGGAACCUACAGUUUACCUAGAGCAGAUGGGCCUCCUAACAACCCUGCCAGUAUCCACAGUUUCCCAAAUGAACCGCCAAAUUUAACUGAAACACGACUGGCACCCCCAUCGCCCCCUACAAAGAUAGACCCAGCACCAUCUGCAAUGUUUUCCGGCGCCAUGACGGGAGGAAACAAAUUCGCCUCGAUGCCCGAUAAUCAGUCACGUGAAUCAGAUGCAGCCAAAAAUACGGCUACUUCGAAACUAGUGGUAUGUCGGCAGUUUCUCGUACCAAAUUAA
This is a messenger RNA of Mesocestoides corti, 2385 nucleotides long. The record is from the annotation of a GenBank genome assembly. NCBI's taxonomy places the organism in Eukaryota, Metazoa, Platyhelminthes, Cestoda, Cyclophyllidea, Mesocestoididae.